Messenger RNA from Limulus polyphemus (Atlantic horseshoe crab), 1178 nucleotides. Its product is annotated as malonyl-[acyl-carrier protein] O-methyltransferase-like. NCBI's taxonomy places the organism in Eukaryota, Metazoa, Arthropoda, Merostomata, Xiphosura, Limulidae. The record is from RefSeq and is a predicted model, not a curated record. Gene Ontology annotation, molecular function: S-adenosylmethionine-dependent methyltransferase activity. The transcript has 5 exons. Bases 496 to 1062 code for a protein of 188 amino acids.
AACAAAGUCGUUUGUUCGUAUCCUGAAGAGACGUGCGCAUGUCCAUCUGUAUGACAGUGCGCUUAUAUAUUAGCCUGUAAAAUAGCAAUAGCAAAAGAAGAAAUUAGGGAAACAAAGAAGUUUAAUGUAACAGAAUUAAAAAGCUAUGCAACCAAGCAACGGUUAGACCUUUUUACGUAAAAAAGGCAACUUAACAGUAGUUGUGGCCCUGAAUACUAUAGAAUUUUCUAAAAACUUACUAACAGUUGAACAGGUAAAAUUAAACAGUUUAUCUCAGACAGACCAUGGUGAUGAAAAUAAACAAAAUUCCUGAAAAAUAAACAUCGUAUUUUACGGCGAGGAAUUACUUUGAAGACAACAAUGUCGUGAUACCUCUGACAUACAAACUACAAUUAAGAGGAAUAAAAACACGAGUGAUCACUCCUUGCUAUCGAAGAAAUGUACAGUCCUCUAUGGAAGUCUGUAUAAUUUAUCGUCAUUGAACAUACUGAAGAAAUGUCCCGCGUUUCGACUAACAUUCUCUCAUGGGGAUAUAUGGGUCAUUACUUCACUAGAGACGCACUGCUGGAAUUGCAACUGGAUAAACAUUCUCGAAUACUGGAUGUCCUGGCAGGAACGGGACUUCUUGGAAUGGAGAUAAAGGAGUUUGGUUAUGAGAAUGUAGACAGUUUGGAUGGUUGUGCUGAAAUGUUGGAAAAGGCUAAAGAGAAAGGAAUUUAUAAACGCUAUUUUAUUUCAUUGUUAGGAGAAGGCCAUACUUUACCCAUUCAAGAUGAUACGUAUGACGUUGUCAUCAUGAGUGGAGCUAUAGGUAAAUGCCACAUUUAUCCUUCCAGUAGUUUUCCUGAAUUGAUUAGGGUUAGCAAGCCAGGUGGUUUUAUAGUAUUUCCUGUUAGAACAGACUUGAUGGAUGAUGGAAAAUAUGUUGGUGGAAAUUUCACCACGGAUCUUGGAAUAUUUGAGAAAGCUGGGAUAUUAAGAAAUGUUCGAGAACCAAAGUUUUAUGAAGGAUAUUUUAAAGGAAUCGAUUGUUUUACUUACAUUAUGAAAGUUUUGAAAUAAACGAGGUACUGACCUUGAAAUUACAAAUUUUAAGAUCUGAAGAAUGUUAUGCAGGAUAUCCAGUGAAUGGGAUUAGCAAGUGAAAAAACUAAAAAAUAAACGCCAUUUCCUACGUA